AGCGCACAGGGUGGCAAGUUCGAAGUCCUGGCAAAUGAAAUAUGAAAGUCAUUAUUGAUUCAAAUUAAACAAAGGAUAUCAGUAUUUUAUUUUACAGCACUUGUCACAGCGGCAACGACGCGUAACGUUUUUCUGGAGAGUAUAACGACUGACACGAGACUGCUUACCUGUUAGUAAGCUAGCGUCACGUAGCAAGUCAGGCAGUCCAACUUUUUCCCCCACUGACAUAACGUUACAAAUAUCGUUUUUGCCACGUCAAUAUCCUCCUCAUCUUCCAUGUUUUACAAGGAUAUAUUUCUGUGUAAAAGACUGAGGAAGGAUUCGCCAUGACUCUGAAAGCCAAACUGAGCUCAGUAUGUCUGGGUGUGGAGGGGAUGACCUGUGGCUCAUGUGUCCAGUCGAUUGAGCAGCGAAUCAGAAGUCUCCCGGGAGUAAUUCACAUUAAGGUAUCUCUGGAGCUCAAGAAUGCCAGCAUCAUCUACGACAACAGCCAUCACACUCCAGAGUCUCUGGCGGAGGCCAUUGAGGACAUGGGGUUUGACUCUAUCACCUCAGACUCCACCACAACCUCAGCUGUCUCCACAGACACCCAUCUUUUCCCCUUCCCAGCCCUUCUCACUCACGAUGCCCAACAGGAGGCUAUCGCCAGGCUAGCUCAGCUCCCGGGGGUCAUGGAGGUCCUGGAGAAACAUGACCAGAGGGGGUUGUCAGUUACGUUCAUCCCUGGCCUGAUUGGGUCACCACAGCUGGCCGAGGUGGUUAGUAGCUUGACCCUCCUCCCAGAGGUCCCCACAUCCAGCGUCGCAGGUGAAACCACAGUGCCAGCCACUGUGACAGUGUCCGACCCAGCCAACUCCUCCCAGCCCCAACUGGUGAAGGUGCGCAUCGAGGGCAUGGUCUGUCUGUCCUGCACCACCACCAUCGAAGGAAAGAUCAACAAACUCAAAGGGGUUGAGAAGAUCAAAGUGGUUCUCGACUCCCAGGAGGCCACAGUGCUCUACCUGCCCUACCUCAUCAGCAUCGACGAGAUCAUUGCCCAGAUCGCCAAGGCUGGCUUUAAGGCCACACCCAAGUCCAAACCCCGCCCCCUCAAGUUGUCCGUCAGCGAGAUGGAGCGCUUGUUAAGCCCUGCCCCCUCAACGCCGCCCCUGGCGGACUCGUCUACCGAGGAGUCGGAGACGUCCAUGGACUUGGCCCAGACGACCCUGAGGGUGACCGGCAUGCACUGCCACUCCUGUGUGGUCAACAUACAGGAUAACAUCUCCAAGCUGGCUGGAGUGACCUCUGUGGAGGUGUCGUUGGAGAAGGAGAGCGCCUCCGUCCACUACGACCCGAGGGUGAUGACUCCGACCGGGCUUCAGCGGGCCAUUGAGGCUCUACCGCCAGGGUCGUUUAAAACCCAGCCCUGGCACUCCCCCUCUGGAGGUCGUAGUCUUCCACCCACAACCGCCUCCACCACGCUCAUACCCUCGCUAUCGCCGCCGCAGCCAUCGCCCCAGGCCGGCCACUCUGCACUCCAGCCCUGCUACAACCAGCCCCUGUCGGCCGUGGCCUUGAUCCACAUUGAGGGGAUGACGUGCGGGUCCUGUGUCCAAUCCAUUGAGGGUAUGCUCUCACAGCGAAAAGGGGUGCGAUCAGCCAAAGUGUCCCUGGCCAGUCACAGUGGGACGUUUGAGUACGACCCUCUCCUUACCCAACCCCACGAGCUCAGGGAAGCCAUAGAAGAUAUGGGAUUUGACGCCUUCCUGCCUGAAACAAAUUCCCUUGUGACCGCACCAGUUAAGAGUGUCAACUCGACCACCUCCCUCGCCGUUUCAACUGCCUCUGUCAAGGACCUGGACAGUGACCCGGAGAGGGGUUCAGCCAAGAGCGGAAGGGGGGGCCAAAACACCCCUGCUAAAUGCUUCAUCCAAAUUGGUGGAAUGACCUGUGCGUCCUGUGUGGCCAACAUUGAGAGGAACCUCAAGAAUGAACACGGUAUCUACUCUGUGCUCGUGGCCCUGAUGGCCAGCAAGGCUGAGGUGCGUUAUAACCCAGAAGCAGUUGACCCUCUGAAGAUCGCAGAGUAUGUCAGAGAGCUCGGCUUCACCGCUUCUGUCAUGGAGAACUGUGAUGGUUCUGAUGGAACCCUCGAGCUAGUGGUCAGAGGAAUGACAUGUGCCUCCUGCGUUCACAAAAUCGAGUCCAGCCUGAUGAAAGAGAAGGGUAUUAUGUAUGCCUCUGUCGCCCUGGCAACCAACAAAGCCCAUGUCAAGUAUGACCCCGAGGUGACGGGGCCUCGAGACGUCAUUAAACAUAUAGAGAACCUUGGGUUUGACGCCUCUCUAGUGAAGAAAGAUCACACUGGCAGUCACCUGGAUCACAGUAGAGAGAUCAGACAAUGGAGGAGGUCAUUUCUGGUCAGCCUGUUCUUCUGUGUUCCGGUCAUGGGUAUGAUGACCUACAUGAUCAUAGUGGAUCACCAGAUCAGCACGUCUCACCACCACAACGCCACCACAGAGGACCGUGAACACUACCACUCCAACAUGUUCCUGGAGAAACAGCUGCUCCCAGGCCUCAGCAUCAUGAACCUCAUCUCCUUCCUGUUCUGUGUUCCCGUACAGUUUAUUGGUGGUCGCUACUUCUACAGUCAGGCUUACAAGGCCCUGAAACACAAAACUGCCAACAUGGACGUGCUGAUUGUGUUGGCCACCUCCAUAGCCUUCACCUACUCUGUGGUCAUCCUCAUGGUCGCCAUGAUAGAAAAGGCAAAGGUGAACCCCAUCACCUUCUUCGACACGCCCCCCAUGCUCUUUGUCUUCAUCUCCCUGGGGCGCUGGCUGGAGCAGAUCGCCAAGAGUAAGACGUCGGAGGCCCUGUCCAAGCUGAUGUCCCUGCAGGCCACUGAGGCGACGGUGGUCACUCUGAACAGUGACAUGUCGGUGCUGAGUGAGGAGCAGGUGGACGUGGAGCUGGUCCAGAGGGGAGACGUGGUCCGGGUGGUCCCAGGGGGGAAGUUCCCCGUGGAUGGGAGGGUCAUCGAGGGACACAGCAUGGCUGAUGAGUCCCUCAUAACAGGAGAGGCCAUGCCGGUGACUAAGAAGCCAGGCAGCUCUGUGAUUGCUGGCUCCAUCAACCAGAACGGCUCUCUGCUCAUCAGUGCUACUCACGUGGGUCUGGACACCACCCUUUCCCAGAUUGUCAAACUGGUGGAGGAGGCGCAGACAUCCAAGGCUCCCAUUCAACAGUAUGCUGAUAAAAUCAGUGGUUACUUUGUUCCGUUCAUCGUUGCCAUCUCUCUCCUUACUCUGUUUGCUUGGAUACUAAUUGGCUUUGUGGAUUUCCCUCUGGUUGAGAAAUACUUUCCUGGCUAUGACAAGAGCAUCUCUAAGGCAGAAGCAGUGAUCAGGUUUGCUUUCCAGGCCUCCAUCACAGUGCUGUGUAUUGCCUGCCCCUGCUCUCUGGGCCUCGCGACCCCAACUGCAGUGAUGGUGGGCACAGGGGUGGGGGCUCAGAAUGGCAUCCUCAUCAAGGGAGGGGAACCCCUGGAGAUGGCCCACAAGAUCCAGAUAGUCGUGUUUGACAAGACGGGCACCAUUACAUACGGAGCUCCCAAAGUCGUCCAGGUUAAGAUUGUUGUGGAGGGGAACAGGAUGCCUCGCUCCCGCCUGCUGGCCAUCGUAGGAACUGCUGAGAACAACAGCGAACACCCACUGGGGGCCGCCAUUACCAAGUACUGCAAACAGGAGCUGGGUACAGAUUCUCUUGGUACCUGUACAGACUUCCAGGCCGUGCCAGGCUGCGGUAUCAGAUGCCAGGUCAGUAACACAGAGAACCUGCUCAGACAGCACCAGGGGGACAGCGACAGUGAAGACAACAACCAGAGAAACGGGAUUCUGGUCCAGAUCAGUGACUCCAGGAGCUCCUGCGGACCCGGAUCUCACCCUCUCAUCAUGGACCCUCAGCCCCUCAGUCUGGUGCAGACUGCCUCCUACGUGGUGCUGAUAGGCAACAGGGAGUGGAUGAGGAGGAACGCUCUGCAGAUCAAACCUGAGGUAGACGAGGCCAUGACCGAACACGAACGCAGGGGACGCACCGCUGUGCUGGUGGCGGUCGACAGCCUCCUGUGUGCCAUGAUAGCCAUAGCAGACACGGUGAAGCCCGAGGCUGAGUUGGCCGUUCACACCCUUCAGGCCAUGGGGCUGGAGGUAAUUCUGAUGACAGGAGACAACAGCAAGACCGCUCGGGCCAUCGCUGCCCAGGUAGGCAUCAGGAAGGUGUUUGCGGAGGUGCUGCCCAGCCACAAGGUGGCGAAAGUGGAGCAGCUACAGCUGGCGGGGAAGAGGGUGGCCAUGGUCGGUGACGGGGUCAACGACUCGCCUGCUCUAGCCAUGGCAGACGUUGGCAUCGCCAUAGGAACCGGCACCGACGUGGCCAUAGAGGCAGCUGAUGUGGUGCUGAUCAGGAAUGACCUGUUGGACGUGGUGGGGAGUAUCGACCUGUCAAAGAAGACUGUCAAGAGAAUCAGGAUCAACUUUGUGUUUGCUCUCAUUUAUAACCUGGUCGGGAUCCCCAUCGCUGCAGGCGUGUUCAUGCCCUUUGGUCUGGUCCUCCAGCCCUGGAUGGGUUCUGCAGCCAUGGCCCUGUCUUCUGUCUCUGUGGUGCUCUCUUCCCUCCUGCUCAAAUGUUACACUAAGCCCAGCCCGGAGCUGCUGGAUUCUCGGCUGGGCAAGCAGAAGACAGCCAGCCUAUCAGACGUUAGCGUCCACAUCGGCAUGGGCGAGCUCCGCCGGCCUUCUCCCAAGCUAAGCCUUUUAGACCGUGUCGUCAACUUCAGCCGCGCCUCUAUCAACUCCCUCCGCUCCGACAAGCACUCCCUCCAUAGCCUGGCCUUCAGUGAACCUGACAAACACUCGCUACUGGUGGGGGAGUCCCAGUGUGAGGAGGAGUUUGUUUGAGGCUAGGCUAAGCUGUGAUAACCGUGGUAUGCUUGACUAUGCUAACAUAUGCAAGCAAAGGCUACACUAAGCGGGUAACGUUUUCCUAUCCAUGUACACGAGUGCCUUCAAGGUGGUAUCUCUUGACUUGAAAGUACUUUUGUGUGGCCCCAGACCCUCUUGACUCCGUGUCCACUCCACUUGAUGCCUGCGAGGGAUCCAUGUUCACUCCAAUGCCCCCAAGUGUCUUUUGUUAAAGGUCAGUUGUACUCUCAGUGAAUGGACACUGACUUAAAAAUAACUCUUGACACGCUUUGUCCAGGGGGUGAAAAGUAUCGGCAAAAAGACCAUGCGUGUCAGCCGCUAGGACUUAGACAGUGCCUUCGCAUACUUACAAUGGAGGUUUGCGGAGGCAGCUUUUGACACCAACCAUUGACGUCUAUCCAAAGACUGAAGUGGUGCCCCAUGUAAAAGUGAAAAUAAUGUAACUGAAUCUUCUCAAACAUAUUUUUCCUUUUAAGAAGUGUAAUAAUGCUGUUGGAUAUUAUUAUUAUAUGAGAGUAUUUAUAUUAGCCUUAUUUAAAAACAAAUAUCACUUUUUCGUAUAUGUACUUUAUAUAUUUUUCCUUUGCAAUCAAGGACUUUUCUGGAUAUACCAACGUCAUUUUUUCCAACAUAAACAUUUGUUUUCUGGAUUCCAUAACAGGAAUAUAUAUAUAUCAAUAUAUAGGAAUAUAUAUGUCAUCAAUCAAUUCAGUACUUACAAUAUGAAGAAUGAACCUUUAGGAUCCCGAACUACAGAACACUCAAGGAACAAUUUGUACCAGUUAAUGUUACUUAAGUGCCAGUUGCAGACUCAGUCCAGCACAUUCCAAAGAGGGCACCUGAAUGGGCGAAGAAUGUUCACAGUGAUAAAGAACACUGAUUCAGACACUAUUUUGCUGAAGUGGUCCAGGUGCUGCCUAUACAAUCACAGACAGACUGCUGUAGCAGUGCUGGUCCAGGAUCAGGCCUGUCCUGUCCAUAUCUUGAUAUCUACCGGGCAAAACUGAUUCUAGAACACCAAUCCAAGACUAACGAGACUAUGUUUUGAAAAUCUGCCUAAGACACUGAUGGACAACUCUGCUUGAACAAUAUUUAUUUACUGAAAUUCCAACAUGUCAUACAACAGUUCUGUUUUUUUUCUCUCCCACUUUUGUCAGAUUGACUCUUCCGAAAGAGAUUUGAUGUUAAAAGAUAUUGUGUGAUUGGUUGGAGAAAAUAAUAUCAAAAUUGGGCUACCGUUGUAAACACAGAAUAAGACAGCCAAUUGUCUGUGAUGGAAUGUGAGCGUUCUUCACUGUGAAUGAAGCAAAACAUGUUACAUGAGAGAAAUUAUAUAUUGAUAUUGUUUGACACGGAUUGUUUCUACCUUGUAGUUUACUUUGUCAGUUAUGGUAUAAUGAUAGGUAGAGCCCGAUCGAUUUAUCGGUUGACCAAUAAAAUAAGCCAAAAUCGACCUUU
Messenger RNA from Esox lucius (northern pike), 6419 nucleotides. RefSeq names its product ATPase copper transporting alpha (gene atp7a). The transcript has 21 exons. Gene Ontology annotation, cellular component: membrane. The record is from RefSeq and is a predicted model, not a curated record. NCBI's taxonomy places the organism in Eukaryota, Metazoa, Chordata, Actinopteri, Esociformes, Esocidae. Gene Ontology annotation, molecular function: copper ion binding; ATPase-coupled monoatomic cation transmembrane transporter activity; ATP binding. The coding region runs from base 327 to 4937 and encodes 1536 amino acids. Gene Ontology annotation, biological process: monoatomic cation transport.